ACUAUGACCAACUGCUCUCUGUCCCUAUCUUUCUCUCCAGUUUCCAGAAACCUCUGCUUUCUGGGUGCAGUAUUUUAUCUCGUCUGUGUUUUCUUUUAUUAGGUAAGCGUCACUCACAAAUUAAUCGAAACUCUUUAUUAAUUUGCUACUGCUGCUGCUGCUUUCAUUUGUAUUCUCUCUUGACUUGUCCUCCCUCUUUCUCUCCCGUGAGCUCAUCAUUGUGGAAUGUAGCUUUGCUCCCCACACACAGCCCACAAGAAAAGAAAAAAAUACACCUUCCUUUCUCUCUCACUCGACUCCCACCCUGCACCAAACAAAUCUCCGCUCAAUUUCCCCUUCUGGGUUUGCUUCCAAGUUCCGACCUUUCUCAGCAGGCGCUUAAAUUUCCCUCUCACGCUGCUGCCUCUUGGUUCGGAGUUAUGGAGUCAGAGAAUGGUGAAGUCAAGUCGAAGAUGGAAGAUUAUGAGGUCAUUGAGCAGAUUGGAAGAGGAGCUUUUGGCUCUGCUUUCCUUGUUCUCCACAAAGCUGAGAAAAAGAAGUAUGUGCUGAAGAAGAUUCGGUUGGCUAAGCAAACCGAGAAGUUCAAACGCACAGCUCAUCAAGAGAUGAACCUAAUUGCCAAGCUAAAACAUCCAUACAUUGUGGAGUACAAGGAUUCUUGGGUGGACAAGGGGAAUUGUGUGUGCAUUGUGACCUCACACUGUGAGGGAGGAGACAUGGCUGUACUUAUAAAAAAAGCUAGAGGAGUUAUCUUCCCGGAGGAGAAAGUAUGUAAAUGGAUGACUCAGUUGUUGCUAGCUGUGGACUACUUGCACUCGAAUAGAGUCCUUCAUAGGGAUCUGAAGUGUUCCAACAUAUUCCUCACAAAGGAGAAUGACAUCCGCCUUGGUGACUUUGGACUGGCAAAACUACUGAACACAGAAGAACUUGCCUCCUCGGUUGUUGGAACUCCCAAUUACAUGUGUCCUGAACUCCUGGCUGACAUCCCUUACGGGUACAAAUCUGACAUCUGGUCACUUGGAUGUUGUAUGUUCGAAAUCGCAGCCCAUCAACCAGCCUUUAAGGCUCCUGAUAUGGCUGGACUUAUCAACAAAAUAAACCGAUCGCUGUUAUCUCCUCUUCCAAUUGUUCACUCUUCCUCACUGAAACAAAUUAUCAAAAGCAUGCUCAGGAAGAAUCCAGAACACAGACCAACAGCUGCUGAACUUCUGAGGCACCCACAUCUGCAACCAUAUCUAUUCCGUUGUCGUAAUGCAUCAGCUGUUUUUCUUCCAAUACUGCCUUUAAACAACUCUCCUGAGAAAUCGAGAAGAAAAUCGCUGACUAGACGGCUUAGUGGUGGAGGGCCCAGCAAUCCCGCGGUGAGCAGAGAGAUCGUAGAACAAAAUGAUCACAGCCCACCUGAGAGAUCAAAUGGCAAUGCAACAUCAUCUACUUCUAGUGCAGAUGACAACAUCGACAUGAAGACAGCUGAUUCCAAAACAUCUGAUACAAUCACAGGUCCUAAAGACAGUUCCACCGACUCUGAGAUCAGUGUUUGCAAUGGUGGAGGAGAGAAGCAAAGUGAUGAUUCGAGAGGUCAUCAAAAGGAUGUCAUUGAAACUGAAUUUGCCUCACCAAGUUCUCAGCAGGAACCUGAGAACUUUCAGGAACCACAAAAUGUGGAGAUCAAUGUCGUCACUGAAAGAGAAGAAGAUUUCAACCUACACGCUUCUGAGAAGGAUCAAGUAGAAAUACCAAAUGGCACGACAGAUGAAAAUUGCAGAGAAGAACCGGUUUCUGAGGAGGCAUUGUUGUUGCCAGCUGUAAAUGAUGAAGCUCCUUCCACGAAGUUGCAGCCAACACCCCCUGAAAACCAACCAGAGUCCCAAAAUCCAGUGUCCCCCAGUGUUCAUGCAGUUGAAAAGAGUCUUUUAGAUCUGCAUCCAGCAGGUAAAGAUGAAAAUGGAUCGAAUCCGGAAAAGACUAGGAAUGAUGAUGAUCAUCACAGUGGCGAAGCAGCCAAUGAUGAGGCAGGGCCACUACCACCUACAGCAAACCACAUCUCGCUGCUACGAACGCUCGCAGCAAUAAACGAUCAGAAGGGGGAGUGGGGGACUCCAACCCAGCAAAGGGCCGAUGCAUUGGAGUCAUUGCUCGAGCUGUGUGCACGUUUGCUUAAACAGGACAAGGUCGACGAGCUUGCUGGUGUGCUGAGGCCAUUCGGAGAAGAAGCCGUGUCAUCGAGAGAAACCGCAAUUUGGCUCACAAAGAGCCUUCUUUCUCAGCACAAGUAUAAUGGAGAAGGCUCCUCAUGAAGAAACUGUGUCUAUACUUAUUAUAUAUGUGUAUACAGGCAAAGCUGAUCACCUAUGUUUGUGUUAGGUUUCUGCUAAUGUUUGAUGGUUUUGUCCUGAAUGGUUCUUCUACUUACCAGAGAGUGUUUGUAUUGUAUGAUUUGUGAGCUUCUGUUGUAGAAGAUAAUUGGUCACAAUUUAACGUUAUUAAGAAUGCGAUUAGUCUUUGAUAGGCUAUAAAAUUUACUUUCUGGAGCAAGUAUAUUGAUGAAGUGGAGCUAUGCAAUAAUUUAAUAAAUUAAUUAAUUAAUACCCUUUGAUUUUUUCAAUAUAAUGCCACAAAUCAAGGUGUGUUGCAAAUUACAAAAGAAACAUAAAUGAAAAGAAGGGAGAGGAAAAACCAAUACAAAUGCUUGAAAUUACCUUACUAUCCUCUCAAGUCUCGACCAAUUUCCCCUCUUUAAUUUCUCGCAAUUUCUUUUGUAUUGGGUAUUUUGUUUUUCUACUUUUUUUUUAUUAUUUCAUUUUUUUCCAUCUUUAUUCAUGCCCACGUGUCCUCUCUCUGGGAAUUUUCACAACUUACUGGAAAUAAUAGGAAACGAGAGAGACGAGGGAGGCUCCAACCAAAGUCCCAAAGGCCGGCAACGCCGAGCCGGCAGCACUGGUGGGCCCAGCAGCAGGCCCACCCGCAGCAGCAGUAGGCCCGCCAGCAGCAAGCCCAGCAGCGGACGCAGCAUCGGCGCCGCUUGGGCCGGGGGCGGGAGCAACUGUUUCAGCAGCCAUGACGGUGCUGAGGGAGGCAGCGGCGAAAACGACGGCGCAGCAGAUCUUCUUCAUGGCCAUGGUUGAAAGAUCGAAACGUUUCUUCCAAACGAACAAAAAGACGAGAAGAAGACUUGGCUUAGGCGCCUGGAUACGGCACCUGCUUUUUUGUUAUUGGGUUUUUUCCCUUUAUUCUUCUUUAUUUAAUAAUUUUCUGUUUGAGCAGGUCUGAAGAUGGCGAUGCGGGUUUGUGAACAAUUUAUAGGGAAAGCUUUGAAGCUAU
Molecule: messenger RNA, 3321 nt
Organism: Linum tenue
Lineage: Eukaryota; Viridiplantae; Streptophyta; Magnoliopsida; Malpighiales; Linaceae
Source: the annotation of a GenBank genome assembly